Messenger RNA from Prionailurus viverrinus (fishing cat), 1452 nucleotides. RefSeq names its product abl interactor 1-like. Gene Ontology annotation, molecular function: cadherin binding; SH3 domain binding. Gene Ontology annotation, cellular component: intracellular anatomical structure; lamellipodium. Lineage: Eukaryota; Metazoa; Chordata; Mammalia; Carnivora; Felidae. The record is from RefSeq and is a predicted model, not a curated record.
CCCUCUGGCAAGACGGCACUGAUGGAGACUUACCAGAAUCUGACCCGGGUGGUGGACUACUGUGAAAACAACUACAUACAGGCUGCAGACAAGAGCAAAGCUUUAGAAGAGUCCAAAGCCUACACAACCCAAUCCAUAGCUAGACUUGCUUCUCAAAUAAAUGCACUGGCCAACAAUGUACUCCAGUUGCUGGAUAUCCAAACCUCUCAGCUUCGGAGAAUGGAGCCUUCCACCAAUCAUAUGUCACAGACCGUGGACAUUCAAAAAGAGAAAGUGUCUUGAAGAGACAUUGGCAUUUUGACAACAAAUAAGAAUACACCAAGAACUCACAAAAUAAUAGCACCUGCACAUAUGGAGCGCUCUGUAAGCUGUAUUCAGAAACCUAUUGACUAUACAGUUCUGGAUGUUGUGGGCCAUGGUGUCAAGCAUGGAAAUACCCAGCCUGCAAGAACUGGCACACUGUCCAGAACAAAUCUUCCUACUCAGAAACCUCCAAGCCCUCCCAUGUCAGGCCGGGGAACACUGGGACAAAAUACUCCUUACAAAACCCUGGAACCUGUUAAACCCCCAGCAGUUCCUAAUGACUACGUGACAAGUCCUGCUAGGCUCAGAAGUCAGCAUAGUCCAGGCAGGACGGCUUCUUUACACCAGACACUGAGGACACACAGUAGAAGUAGUGGGGGGAGUAGAAGUCGAGAAAACAGUGGAAGCAGCACUAUUGGCAUCCCCAUUGCCAUGCAUGCUUCACCACCCACUAUUGGACCAGCAGCCCCAGGCUCAGGUCCCAGUUCCCAGUAUGGCACAAUGACCAGGCAGAUUUCUCAACACAACUCGACCACUUCCUCGAUGUCUUCUUGUGGAUACAGACGAACUCCCUCUUCUCAAUUUUCUGCUCAGCCUCAUGUUAACGGAGGUCCGCUUUAUUCUCAGAAUUCAAUUUCUGUUGCUCUCACCCCUCCCCCUAUGCCUCAGUUGACUCCACAGAUAACCUCUCACAGGUUUUGUGGCCAGGAUGUAGAAAGCAUUGCUGAUAGUCCAACUCCACCACCACCACCUCUCUCAGAUGACAUUCCCAUGUUUGAUGAGUCUCCGCCUCCGGCACCACCCCCAGUGGAUUAUGAGGAUGAAGAGUCUGCAGUAGUUCAGUAUAAUGAUCCACAUGCAUAUGGGGAUCCUGCUUGGGCCUCCAAGAAUUAUAUGGAGAAAGUUGUGGCACUAUAUGAUUAUAUGAAAGACAAGGACGAUGAGCUAUCAUUUAUGGAGGGUGCAAUCAUUUAUGUGAUAAAGAAGAAUGACGAUGGCUGGUAUGAAGGAGUCUGCAAUCAAGUGGUCUGUUCCCUGGGAACUGUGUUGAAUCAAUCAUGCGCUAUGCUGAUUACAUUUUUGCUUUUAAAGCAGGUUCUUCUAAUUAGUCAUACUGUGGGAUUAUUAUGGUUAACAGAAUUGUCUUAA